Molecule: messenger RNA, 1529 nt
Organism: Cokeromyces recurvatus
Lineage: Eukaryota; Fungi; Mucoromycota; Mucoromycetes; Mucorales; Mucoraceae
Product: SPT2 chromatin protein-domain-containing protein
Exons: 4
Coding region: 75-1466 (463 amino acids)
Biological process (GO): regulation of DNA-templated transcription; nucleosome assembly
Cellular component (GO): nucleolus
Molecular function (GO): DNA binding; histone binding
Source: RefSeq, a predicted model, not a curated record
UUUUUUUUUAAAUACAUAGUUUAUCAAAUACUAACUUUUAUCAUUAGAAUGAACCUAAUCCUUUGGAUGAAUUAAUGAGACAAUCAUUUGAAACUGUUAGAAAAUUAGAUGCUGAACGUAUGGAGCAAAUACGUAAAAUGAGACGCGAAAAAGAAGUUAAGGAACGUAAAAGAGCAGAAGCUUUAAGAAAAAAAGAGAAAGCUGAGGCCGAAUUAGCUGAAAAGCGUGAAUUAGAGGAAAAGAAACAAAAAAUGUUAUUGGCUGAGAAAAAGAAGCAGAAGAUGUUGGAAAAAAAAAGAAACCAGCAAAUAAAGACGAUUACUCCAAAUAAGGCAAUAAACUCUACUCCUAUCUCCAAGACAAUUAAGGAGAAGAAAAAACCUGUGCACAUGUCUUUUGAAGAGAUUAUGAAAAUGGCAAAAGAACAAUCAACUACUACCAGGGAUACUGAAUCCCCUUCUACUACUACUAAUACUUCUGAUAAGCAAGCUUCUACUUCUUCAUUAUCGGUUAAAAGACGUCAUCCUGAUAGCAGUGCUCGCGAUCAUACCCCUUCUAUUUAUCAUCGCCCAAAGAAACCUAUGUUGAAGAAACCUGCUCCUGUUGAAGCUAAUACAAUGUCUGCUCGUGAGCGUGCAAAAAUAAUGGUGGCUCAGCCCCCUCAAAAACUUGGUUUGGUUAAACGUGAUCGACGUACCAUCGAAGAAAUCCAAAGAGAUAUCCGUCAUAGUAAAGGCAAGUUUUCUGAUGACGAAGAAGAAAGACCCAGUUCUCGUAAUACAACAAGACCUGUAUCUACUAAACGCCAAAGAAGCCCUCCUCCUCCUCCUCAUGAUGUCAAGAGAUUGAAAUCAAUACCUGCUUCCUCCACACCUACAACAAGACCUUAUACAAAGACAGCAACAGCAACAACAACAACAACAGCAUCAACAUCAAGACCUUCUGUGAGGUCAACAGCAACAGCAACAGCAGCAUCAUCAGCAUCAUCGUCAUCAAGGCCUGCCAUGAGGUCAACGACAACAACAACAACAACAACAAAAUCGUCUGUCUCUCGUCCGGUGGCCAGUGACAAAAGGCCACCAAGACCUCUCCGAAUGCCAUUUACUGGUAAACUUCUGGGCCCUGCUCCUCCAUCACCUCUUUCUCGAAAGUCUCCCGCUGCUAGACGACGCUAUAGAGACUUAGAGGAAGAGGAAGACGAUGAUCUCGCUGAUUUCAUCGUCGAUGAUGAUGAGGGGCCAGCAAGUCCUCAUCAAGAUUCCUACUCGUCUGAAAUUGGACGUAUCUUUCGUUACGAUCGUAGAAAGUACGUAAAUGAGCCAAUUUCAGACGAUGAUAUGGAGGCCAAUGCGCUCGAAGUCUUACGAGAAGAGAAAAGAAGCGAGCGCAUUGGCCGUCGUGAGGAUUUGCUGGAGGAGCAAAAGGAACUAGAGCGACAGAGAAGACGCAAGAUGAAAGGUCUUUAAACAUGUCGUUCUAGUUCCUUUCGCCCUCGGGCCCUAUUUUUUUAUUUUUUUAAAAAAAUAAAA